Molecule: messenger RNA, 2532 nt
Organism: Fraxinus pennsylvanica
Lineage: Eukaryota; Viridiplantae; Streptophyta; Magnoliopsida; Lamiales; Oleaceae
Source: the annotation of a GenBank genome assembly
AUGGAUUCGGGGACUUUAGGGGAUUCAGAUAAAGAUUUGGAUUCGAGACUGAGGGUUCGAUGGAACGAAAAUAGCAAAGUUUAUACCCGAAGGGUCGUCAAGAAAGCCCAAAAAAACUGCAUCAAUUACGAUUCUGCCACUACCACCGCUACCGAGAAUCCCGCCGCCGCCGAGGUUCCCUUCUCCACCACCGCCGCCUUCGAGAAUCCCACCAGCGCCGCAUCCAUCUCCACUCCGACGGUUAUCGCAGGCUGUCCUACUGUGACAACCACUGACCACCGUAAGAGCUGUGACAAUGUUGUGACAGAGUUUUCGAGAACCCCGGGGGGUGAGGAUGUAGAUUCCUCUCCGCAGAGGCUGCAAGAGCAGUACCCUCAUCAAGAACGGAAGUCUUCGGAAACCCUAGUGUCCAAAGUUGCUUCUCAGCAGCAGCAAGGACAACCACCGCAUCAAGAACAAGUGCCCCUGUCCAUUCUGUCAGAAGAUGCUUCUAGGCAGAAUCAAGUGCAAGAAGGCAGUGUCAGUCAAGCUGCUGAGCCGCAGUGUGUCAAAGAAUUAUCGUCACUAGCCAGUGGGAAAAAGGUCGACAACUUGAAAGAAUUAUCACCACUGGGCAAUGCAAAUGAACUGCCAAAAAAAAUUGGGCAUGGGCCGGAGAGUUCAAAAGAAUCAUCACCACAGCCCAGCACAAAUGAGCUGCCAAAUUGUAGGGAAAAUUCAAUGGCACAGCUGCCCAGUGGGUAUGAGCUGCAGAAUGGUAGAGAAGAAACCCUUGUCCCCUCGACCCUGCCCAGUGGAAAUGAGCCGAGAACUGUGAACAGUAACUGGAAACCCCUGGUGGUAACCAGGAUUGAUGAUAGGAUUAGAUUUAAUUUAUCGGAAGCAACACCAAGGGAUGAAAUUAGAGAGCUUAAAAAGAAGCUAGAGGGCGAGCUUGAGCAGGUUAGGAUGUUAUUUAAACAGCUAGAAGCCAAGGAUGCUAGUAUUAACAGUAGUAUUAUUAGCAGUAAUAAUAUUUUGACUGGCAGUGUUGGUGCUAAUUUGGGUGGGUAUAGUCAACCUCAACCUCAGUAUGUGAGAAAUGAUGCGGUAGAGAAGAGAGUGCUAUUGAGACUGAAUUCAGAGGUGGGUUCCAUGGGGCAUCUAGCAACCAGACCGAUGAGUUUAGCAAGAGUGAAUUCUGAUGUGGGUGCGACACGGUAUAUGAAACCAAGGGCGUACAGUAGGCAACUAAGUGUUGCAGUAAUGGAAAACAAUCCUAGGGUUGGUGAAUUUGUGGAGAAGGAAAAAAGGACUCCCAAGGCAAAUCAGUAUUACAGGAAUUCGGAGUUUCUUUUGGGGAAGGAUAGAUUGCCUCCUGAAAGCAAUAAGAGAUUAAAGACAAAUAAUAAGAGGAAAUUUGGUGGACAUGGAUUUGGCUUUGGUUUCGCGACGGAUAAGAACAUGCAUCAGGUGUUUAGGAGUUGCAGCAACUUGCUUCAGAGGUUGAUGAAGCACAAACAUGGAUGGGUGUUUAAUGAGCCAGUGAAUGCCAAGGCACUGGGAUUGCAUGAUUACCAUGAUAUCAUUAAGCAUCCUAUGGAUUUGGGUACAAUUAAGAAUAGACUGUCGCAAAAUUGGUACAAAUCUCCGAGGGAAUUUGCGGAGGAUGUGAGACUUGUGUUUCGCAAUGCAAUGACAUACAAUCCAAGAGGGCAGGAUGUCCACGUUAUGGCUGAACAAUUAUCUGAGAUUUUUGAAGAGCGUUGGGCAGUUAUAGAGGCGGAGUAUAAUCAUUAUUGGAAGUACCGUAUGUAUCAUGAUGUGGGGUUGCCCACUCCCACUUCAAGAAAGGCUCCACCUCAGCCUCAUUUUGUUCCCCAUGACUUUUCCUCUGCUCCUGCUUCCGCUUCUUUUCCUGCCCACGCUCCAUCUGCUCCACAGAUGAUGACUUUGGAUAGGUCGGAGUCCAUGGCUACACCUAUGACUCUUGAUCCUAAAGUUCAACGAACUCAUGUUGGUCGGAUGCCUGUUCCAAAGAAACCUAAGGCGAAGGAUCCCCAUAAGAGGGACAUGACUUAUGAGGAGAAGCAACGACUUAGCAAAAAUCUUCAGAGCUUACCUUCUGAGAAGCUCGACGCACUUAUUCAAAUCAUUAAGAAGAGGAACACUUCUGUAUCUCAAAAUGAUAACGAGAUUGAGGUGGACAUUGACACUGUUGAUACGGAAACCUUGUGGGAACUUGAUAGGUUUGUGACUAAUUUCAAGAAGAGCUUGAGCAAGUACAAAAGAAAAGCGGAACUUGCUCUUCAAGCUAGAGCAGGAGCUACUUUGACUGUUCCAGAGAUGGCUACAAUCCCGGCAUUGGCAGAGGUUCCUAUAGAAAGUGGACCAGUUGGAAAGAGUUCUGCUCCUCCCGUUCAAGUUGAAAAGCUGGGGUAUAAUCCGAGUAAGUCCAGUAGUUCAAGCAGUUCUAGCAGUGAUUCUGGAUCAUCUUCGAGCGAUUCCGAUAGUGAUAGCUCCUCUGCCGAUGGGUCAGAUGAAGAGCAUUGA